Juglans regia (Persian walnut) is the source of this 3107-nucleotide messenger RNA. RefSeq lists its product as uncharacterized. Gene Ontology annotation, biological process: chloroplast organization. Bases 517 to 2511 code for a protein of 664 amino acids. Lineage: Eukaryota; Viridiplantae; Streptophyta; Magnoliopsida; Fagales; Juglandaceae. The record is from RefSeq and is a predicted model, not a curated record. The transcript is spliced from 9 exons. Gene Ontology annotation, cellular component: chloroplast outer membrane.
GUUUGUGGAAUUGCUGUCAUUAUUGUUUAUCUAGAGCUAGUUUAUUUACACAAGUGGCAAUCUCUCAACCCUUCAGUUCCGAACUUGUAGGAGCAAUUCACUAGCUAUAUUAGGUCGACCUUGAGACACCAAGAAGCUGGCCGGUCAGCCGGGCAACCGGUACACCUACACGAUUUGUCCCUUGAAAGGGAGGAGAUGGAGGCGGAGGCGGCGGAGGGGCAGAUGCUAUUUCCUCUCUUGGACCUCUGCAUUGCAACAAAGUUUCUUGGGACUUUACCUAUUUUUAAUUUUGGUUUAUUUCAAAAAUACAAGCCGAAGAUCUAGGUGCACCUAGCCUGGUGAUCAUCAAUCUUAACUAGCCAUUUCAAUUUUGUGUUCCUUUGUUGUUGAUCCAAGCUUAGUUCAAUUGGUCAUCUGUGUUCCUGAUCCUUGGAGGCUACCUAGGUGUUAAAUGUUGGGUUAUUGAAAUAUUCAACAUCGUCCUCUGCAACGAAAAAAGUAUAGCAGAAGUUGAAGAUGGCGACUGGAUUCUACGCUCAGCCACCAUUUUUCUCCCUUUGCAAUGCAAGCAGUUUCCUGACAAGAAGCCCAGAUGUAUCCAAGAUUCCAAAGGAUGUGGUACUGGUAGGCAUGAUGAUAGACAACUCAAAUGGUUGGGGAGGAAAUUUUGUGCAGAUGAUAGAGCUUCGCAAGAAGAUACUAACCUUUAGAGAUGUCAUUGACCUUCCUCCUUGUGAUGGUUCGAGCCAGAUCCAUGAGUUGGUGAUGGGAACUGUAGAGGAUCUCCAUAAUCUGUACCCUAAUAUUGUUCCGGGAAAUCUGAACUCAGAAAUCAAAGGAACUUCAAUGAAUCAGGGAUUGGCCCACCUACACAUUGCAUUGAAAUCCAUUGGAGAUUCAUGGGCAAAGAACCACAAGUGGAUAAAUAAUUCUGGAGUUGAGAUAGAGGACAAUAUGGAGAACAUCAGUUUGGAGCAACUCGGUCGAUGUGUACAAGCAAAGCUUGAUUACAUGACUAACAUAGCAAAAGAAAUGUUUGAUGUGAUGGAAGAAGAAGGGGGCAAUGGGGGAGGGUUACAAGGCUCCACUAUUGGGGAGGUUCUAAGCAGAUCCUUUUCAGACAGCAAAACCCUCUGCCCUUCCCCGGAUACUCCAACUUCAGUCCCUCCUGAGCUGACAUUCGCUAUGAGACCUGGUGACUUUGCUGAUCUUUCCCCUUCCCGGUCUCUUCUUUUUCCUCUCAGACUUCAGGCAGUUGGGAACUUGAUGCCCACAGACAUGAAAUGCCUGUCACUCAACAUGUCACCUAAUUUAUCAUCUCAAGGCUCCAGCCCAACAACAGGGGAAUACAAGGUUGCUGAAGAAUCGCCAGAUAAUGCAAGUCCUGAGAGGCCAAAUGAUUCUAAAGCCACAAUCAUUUCGCCAAAGAUCCCAAAUUUAAGUUCAAAUACGACACCUGUAGCACAAGGCUCAGCAGCAGUACCACCCCCAGAUCCACCUCCACUGUCAACUACGCCACCAACACCAACCAUUCCACCUUCUAAACGAUCAGCAACGCUGCCACCGCUGCCACCGCUACUGACAAAGGGAGAUGCACCACCACCUCCACCUCCACUUGGUGUGGCAAAGGCUCUACGCCCAAAGAAGGCAACUACCAAACUGAAGAGAUCAACCCAUAUGGGCAACAUGUAUCGAAUCCUGAAAGGAAAGGUUGAAGGCUCUGGUUUAAAUGACAAAGUUCGAAGGGGAAGUAGAACUCAGAUUGGAGCUUCUGCGAGGGGCCAACAGGGAAUGGCCGAUGCACUAGCUGAGAUGACAAAAAGAUCAGCAUAUUUCCAGCAAAUUGAAGAAGAUGUUCAGAAGCAUGCAAAAUCAAUCAUGGAUAUUAAAACUUCCAUUGAUUCCUUUCAAACAAAGGACAUGGCUGAGCUUAUCAAAUUUCACAAGCACGUGGAGCUACAUUUGGAGCAAUUGACGGAUGAGACCCAGGUGCUGGCAAGGUUUGAAGGCUUUCCCACAAAGAAGCUCGAAUCAUUGAGAACUGCUGCAGCACUGUACUUAAAAUUGGAAGGAAUAUCUACUUCACUGGAGAACUGGAAAGUAACCCCUCCAUUGGGGCAGCUCCUUGACAAGGUUGAUUCCUACUUCAACAAGAUCAAGGGAGAAGUGGAUGCAUUAGAAAGAACCAAAGAUGAAGAUUCUAAGAGACUGCAGAACCACAAUAUUCAUUUCGACUUCAAUAUUUUGGUGCGUAUUAAAGAAACUAUGGUAGAUGUUUCUUCAAGCUGCAUGGAGUUGGCUCUUAAGGAACGGAGAGACGCAAAGUCAGCUGCCAAUGCAGAAACUGGGCCUAAAGCCGAAGACAGUUCGAAGGCGCAAGUAAAGAUGCUCUGGAGGGCUUUUCAGCUUGCAUUUCGGGUCUACAGCUUUGCAGGUGGACAAGAUGAUCGGGCAGACACGUUGACUCGAGAGUUAGCGAACGAAAUAGAAGCUGAUCCACAGCAGGAGUGAUCCAUGUUAAUAUAGUUUCCAUCAAACAACCAUAAAAUACGAUAUAUUAAUAUCCCUAUCCUCUUAGAGCUGCGUGUCGGUUGGAUUAUGAAGUGCAUGUUGGAAAGUGGUAAGACUUGCAGAAGUGUCACUCAAAACCUGAUCAUGUACCUAUCUAUCUUGAAAAUAAUAAUAACAAUAAUGAAAGAUAAAAUAGAAGGAAAAAAAAUGCAAGUUGAAUCAACGUUAAGAUCCAAAACUUCUUGGAUUAAGUUAGUGCAUGUUGGAAACCUGAACCCACCUGGUUUUGCUUAAUCGGGUCAUGUGGUACUUUAUAGUUGCUAAUUAAGAACUGAACUAUUUAGCAAGACAGCCUAAACAUGCUUGCAUGAUGCAUCAGCUUGUAGGGUAUUGUCAUUCUAAUUUUUUUGUACUUUUUCCUUGAGGGAAAAAUAGUUGGACGCAACCAAAUGUGGUUUCCGGGCGUGACCAUAUAUAGUAUGUAGGAUAUGGUCAUUUUACGUUGGACAAAAUGUCUUUGAAGGUGUACAACAUUUAUAAUCUACUACAAUGUAUAAUUUUUUAAGCAGAAAGCUUUGCAUGCUCCUAUUUAAUCA